AUGUGCCGUCUGAGGAACGAGGACUUCCUGCGGAAGCAUGGCUUGAGCACCUCGAACGUGUUGGACUACUUCUACACCUCGCCUUUCUACCUCCGCUGUGGCGGCCCUGAGUCUAUAAAUGAGCGGCGGCGACGCGGUCAGCGGGAGGCUGCCACGACCGGGAUCGAGUUCGUCGUGGCUGGCGCCAACGCAGAUGCCAGGGAAGGCCUCCUCGCCACCUCGAUCUUCGUCUUGCAGCGAGUGCUUCGGCGAGCGGGAGAGUCUGCCACCCCGCAGGAUGCCUUCUAUGUUUUGGCAGGCACAGUCUACAAGGCCCCUUCUCUGGUGGACAUCUUCGAUGGCGCCCUUUGCCAGUCGGCGCGGGCAGCCAGCAGCAUUUUGAAGAAGCAGCUGGAAAGCAUGCGACAAAGCACGGAGGAGGAGGCGCCUCAUGCGCCGGAAUCCAGGCUGGGCGAUGGUUGGCCAGCCUGGUGUAACUUCGAGCGCCCAGCUGUCCCGGCAGUGUGGCUGCGCGGCGCCUUCGUUGAUAGCACGCGCCGUGUCGGUGUCCCCGGUGGAGAAGCCCGAGAAACAGGGCUUUCACACCCGCCGUAG
This is a messenger RNA of Symbiodinium sp. CCMP2456, 594 nucleotides long. NCBI's taxonomy places the organism in Eukaryota, Dinophyceae, Suessiales, Symbiodiniaceae. The record is from the annotation of a GenBank genome assembly.